CCCCCCUCCUUCGUUCUCUUCCAAGCUCCAACAGCCACAGCGCGAGGACGACUUCACAGCUGGAGCUGAAGGACACCUGUUGCCACGGAAACAUUACCAGCGGGAAAAGAAUACAAAGCAAACAAAAGAAGAAACCCGCUGCCCGGCCAGGUGUUUCCUCCACAACUGUUCGUCCAACAUGUCGUCUACAGCGCUGUUGAAUCUGCUGCGUUGCGGUCGCUCCACCGUCACCAGACAAGCCUUCCUCACCGCGAGAUCCUCACCAGGAACCUCCACGGCUUCAGGCCAGGUGGGCGGGGCUUCGUUAUGGGCGGUGAGCGUGCGGGGCGCCAGCGGCUCGGCUCGUUUCCACAGCGACGUCAGCGUGCGGCCGGUCACCUGGGACUCGUUCGGUAUCUGGGACAACAGGAUAGAAGAGCCGAUACUGCUGCCCUCCAGUGUCAGAUACGGAAAACCCAUUCCACAGGUGAGUCUGUCCCGGGUCGGCAGCGCUUCCGUUUUGGGUCUCAGGAAGCAGAACGAGGACCGUCUCCGCGUCGCCCGUAUCCAUGACAACCUGCUGUACUUCGCCGUGUUCGACGGCCACGGCGGCCCGCACGCCGCCGACUACUGCUACACCUUCAUGGAGAAGUUCAUCAGAGACGCUCUGGAGGAGGACGACGACCUGGAGAACGUUUUAAAGAACGCCUUUUUAGAUGUCGACAAGGCUCUGCACACACAUCUCAGCUACUUCAACAACGCGUCGUUCCUGACAGCCGGCACCACGGCGACGGUGGCUUUGCUCCGUGACGGCGUGGAGCUGGUGGUCGGCAGCGUCGGCGACAGCCGAGCGUUGCUGUGCAGGAAGGGACGAGCCAACAAGCUCACUAAAGAUCACACGCCCGACCGCAAGGACGAGAGACACAGGAUCCAGAUGUUUGGCGGCUUCGUGACGUGGAACAGCGUCGGCGAGGCGCGCGUUAACGGGCGGCUCGCCAUGAGUCGCAGCAUCGGAGACUUCCACCUGAGAAGCAGCGGCGUCAUAGCCGAGCCGGACACGCGGCGAGUCACCGUCCAGCACGCCAGCGACACCUUCCUGGCUCUGACCACCGACGGCAUCAACUUCCUGCUCAGCGACCAGGAGAUCUGCGAUGUCAUCAACCAGUGCCAAGACCCCACCGAGGCUGCCGACGUCAUCGCUCAGCAGCCCUGUAGUUGAGGUAACUCCCUUUGG
Molecule: messenger RNA, 1213 nt
Organism: Perca fluviatilis (European perch)
Lineage: Eukaryota; Metazoa; Chordata; Actinopteri; Perciformes; Percidae
Gene: ppm1ka
Product: protein phosphatase, Mg2+/Mn2+ dependent 1Ka
Exons: 9
Coding region: 179-1198 (339 amino acids)
Biological process (GO): protein dephosphorylation
Molecular function (GO): cation binding; protein serine/threonine phosphatase activity
Source: RefSeq, a predicted model, not a curated record